AUGUCAACGAUUUUUCUUGAAGUGGUGCAGUUGAUAUUUUCUAAGAAAUUAUGUGCCAUCGCAAACAACAACUUCUACGCUAGAUCAAGUAGGUAUAAAGAUCAGCUUGAUCAACUGCUUGAAACCAUACCGUUCUACUAUGGAAGUAUGCUGGACGAUGUCGAAAUACAGACACAGCUGCUUGCUAAACCAGGUGGAGGAGAUGCCUUUCUGAUCUCAUUUCCGUUGGGCAGGGAAGAUGUAGAUCGUCGACGUACAGCCUACAAAAAGUGGCAUCUUGUCGUGCUAAAAACGAACAACAUUAUAUGUAAACUUAAAACUAUAUACCGUAACAACACACUUCAAGUCGUUGCUGAAAGCGGUUCAUCAUUAACAGAUUUUAUCAACGAGUGGUCAUUAAAUCCAGUCGAACGAGUAUGGAACAUUCAGCCAUCGCAGUUGACGCCAAAAUUAGCAAUUAUACCGCAACAAGUCUUCACUAUCAACACCGGAGCGUUUCAACUUGGGACACUGCAGCAAAUAACUUUGAAUUUCGAUGAAUUUCGACGAGUCCCCGCAAUACAACUCACCGUACAAAACUGCAAUGCUGCCGAAGUUGAUUUACUAAUUUUGGAUGCCGAACGCUUUAAACGUUUCGGAUCAGUGCAAAGACAGGUAUUUCUUAUACAUUUCGAUCAGCUAUACCUGUGUUUCCUUACUGCAGUACUACGAAUUUGGCGGCUUUGGGGGAUUUGCAAGCAUCCAAAUGAUUCUAUAUCGCUUGUUCUUGAAGACGUUGUUUAUGGCUCUGUUGCUGAAUAUGUCCGAACAGGUGACAGGAAUUAUCCACAGCUGUGUAACUUUGCCAUUCAAAUGGCCGAAGGAAUGCGGUAUCUAGAAAAAUAUUCGUUCAUACAUCGACGGAUGACGUUCGACAUCUGCUUGCUUUGUUACGAUUACAACAUUAAAAUUGCUGUUUAUGGAUUAACUGCUGGAGAGUUGUGUGCUACGUCCAACGAUCUCACUGAUAUCGAGCUGUGUAGAUGGAUGACGCCGCGCUGUUUACCGAUGUCGGGUACUACACCAAGCAAAUACGACAUGUCGGCAAUGGUAUAUUCCUUUGGAACAAUCUUAUGGUCAAUGUUCCAUGGAGCCAGGCAGCCGUUCUGUGGUGAAGAAGAAACAAAUAUCAAGAACCGCCUAUAUCGUUCAAACCACUCCUUAGAAAUAGACGAUCAGUUGGUACCUAACAAGAUGAAACAAAUUAUUCUACGGUGCUGGAAUGAAGAACUGCCGUCUCGUAGAUUCCGAGAUUUGUUGAGGGCAUUAAGAAAAAUUCGUGACGAAGAACAGUGA
Molecule: messenger RNA, 1335 nt
Organism: Enterobius vermicularis (human pinworm)
Lineage: Eukaryota; Metazoa; Nematoda; Chromadorea; Rhabditida; Oxyuridae
Source: the annotation of a GenBank genome assembly